UGCGUCGAAGUGGGCUCCUGCUCUCCACACGCUACUGCACCGUCUGGAUACUUCUGUCGCCCAUCCUCUGCCUCUGCCCUCCCUUCGUCGCCUGCUUCACGGAGCGGCGACGACGCUGCCGUGCCACCACCCCAUCAGCAGCAGCGCGGGCAGCAAACGUCGUGCCCGGAAGCGAUCGCGCGUCAUUCGAUCUCCGCCCAGGAAACGAAAGGGUUUGGCUUUGCAAGUGCCCCUCCGCGCGCCCUCGAUCGACAGCCGCUCAUAACCUGCUCGGGUUUGCGCCUUCGUGCACCAAGGCUCCGGCAAUGGCCGCCAGAAUCAAUACCCUUCCGCCGUCGACGUACAUGUUCAACACACGAUCGCACGACGACCAACAUGACAUCGAGGAGCCCGAGAGUCCCGUGGACGGCGUACGCCCAGGAAGUAUAGACUCGAUCAAGCUGCGACCCGACGGGACCCGAAGUGUAACGGACCCUCCACCUUCUGCCCUGCUGCAGAGCUACUUCAGUACCGCGAGCAGCGCUCGUCUCGCCAACAUUCAACGCAAUCGCUCGCCCUACUCCAGGACUCACCUCCGCUCGCGAUCGAGCGGAGCCGCGUUGAGCGCUCCAACCAUGACCCGCGCACAUUCCAGUCCCGCCGUACACUCUGCUGCACGCGCUCCCGACCUCACACUUCCCGCUCCGGCGUCGCUCACGCCCAGCAGCCCAAUGCGGUCUCCAGCACGACAGCGAUCACCGCUGCGGCCUGCAGAAGAAACAUCACACUCUUCGAACCCCCCACAACGAUCACCCAGUUGGAUAGAGUCGGCGAGAGGCGGAGGCGCCAUCGAAGCUAUUCAGGAAGACAGUGAGCUAGAUCUUACACCGCGACAAACACUUCCGACAUACGGAAUGCCUUUUGCACGUUCCUCGUCGUUGCGGCGACGUCCAGCAAGUCCCUUGCACUCUGUGACGAACGCCGUCCCACCCACAUCGGCACCUUCAAGCGGCCUCGAAAACAGUAGCACAUCAUCAGGAUCCAACUCGCCUGCGCUUGGCCCGCAGCGAUUCAACGAAACGAUGCCUCCGCUGAACCACUACGCGAGCGCCUCGUCCUUCAGCUCGCUGAGUAGCUUUCCUUCGACUCCGACAUCGCAGCGCUCCCGAUCUCCUUCGAUCAGCUCUCUGGACACCAUUGAGGAUGCGCCGGACAUGGAGCAAGAGGCAAUUGAGGCAGAGCGGAUCGAGAAGCUGAAAUUGGCAGCUGAGCGUGCGGAUAAUUCCGAGGACGACGACGACAAUUCGCGAAGACGCAGCAGUCUAGACCAGCCGCGAGGAUUUGGAUUCAGCAGAGGAGGCAGUCGAGAACGCAAGCGCUGGUCUGUUUGUGGAGGCGAGAGGCGAGUAGAUCUCGACCUGGACACGAUAUGGGAGGAUUGAACGCAGUUUUGUUUUCACGGCGCAACUGAUGGAGUUUGUUUCACCUAGAAAUGGUAAUGAAGCACGGCAUGGGCAUUCGCGGGCGGUGUCUUUGGUUUUCUAGGAAGAGUGGCAUGGAGUUCAGGGAGCGGGCUACUGGAUGCCUUUGUUUUAACAUCACGAUACCCACGCGGCUUGACACGGCGCGCGAAGUUAUGUCAAUAGCGUAUUAGGACGAUAUGUAGUGUGUACUAAUCACCUAUCAA
This is a messenger RNA of Cercospora beticola, 1666 nucleotides long. RefSeq lists its product as uncharacterized. The record is from RefSeq and is a predicted model, not a curated record. Lineage: Eukaryota; Fungi; Ascomycota; Dothideomycetes; Mycosphaerellales; Mycosphaerellaceae.